AUGGAGCACUCAGUAGCGAAGAAGUCUCGACCGCGGCAGCCUGACCAACAAGGUGAGAUUUCUGCAAGCAAAGCUGGAAUCAACAACAGCUUGCACUGCACAUUUAAAAGUGUGACAAGCAAUUUCACAGCAUCUUUGAAGGCCAUAUUCAAGGGCAUUACUGAGAUAGAAUGCAUGAGUAAGUGCUCCGCGGAUAUGGAAUGCACCUUCCUGGACUACAAUCAGGAAACAUGCAGAACUUUCAAACAUGGUAAUGAAGUGCAGGAGCUAAACUCUGUCAACAAAGCUUUCGCAUAUUCCUUUGAUGAGAAUGAAUCAUCUUGUCCAACUAAAGUUGUAUCAAAACCUAAACCCACGAUUAAGACAAAGGUAUGCAACGACUAUGUCGUAACUUCGGAAAAUGAGAAAAUAAUCUUGACGAAGACGGAUCUGACUGAAGCACCGGAUAAGAUACGCAAAUACGACAUACCACAGUACUUAACCAGUGAGUCAAUCGGUUGCAAGGUAGCACACUUGAAAAGAUAUUUGACAGGCAAAAGCUGGCGUUACACCAUUAGCAAUGAUCCUGCUUGGGGCUCAGUUUGCGCUGAUUACCAUGAGAAAGCACCGUAUGCAGUUGCAGAAUACAAAUGCAAGGAAGAAGCCAGAUACGUUACUGUGAUUGACGACAAAGGUGGAAAAAACCUCGAGUUUUCUGACUUCGGUGAUCUAGAGCGUGUUGAAAGCACCCCCAUUUUCUAUGUAGAUGCUUGGUGGUCUUCGCUGUGAUGACUACAUCAGUUCCGCUUCUUCAGGAAUUCGCUGCAGCUUUUUGUAUUGUGCAUCUCUCUUGUGUUUGUCUAGUUAAACAGUUGUUGCUGUCCGAAUAAUUAGAUUCAUGCAACAGUAAUGAACAUUAGUCAAAUGAUCAAAGAAUUGUUAAUUUCGUA
Cylicocyclus nassatus is the source of this 929-nucleotide messenger RNA. The record is from the annotation of a GenBank genome assembly. NCBI's taxonomy places the organism in Eukaryota, Metazoa, Nematoda, Chromadorea, Rhabditida, Strongylidae.